GAGACUCCGGCGCAAGCUUUGUGAGGUUCAUUCCGGUUUGCUCCUUUCACGCAGCUGGUUUCAAGCACGGAGCCGGAACUUCGCUCGCUCGUGCCGCGCAUGAUCUGAUAUCUGGCACAGCCAAUUAUUCGGCAAGCCACUGCGCAUCAAACGUCUGAGAGAAGAGAUCGUACGCCUUCACCGUGCCUCGAUGUUGGUUGCGCGGCCAGCAGCAAAUCGCCUGUCCGACAAGGGCUGGGAGUUCCCCAUGACGCGGCGGGAGAAGAUGCACCGCGUGGUGCAGCUCUUUCAGGUGGAGCUUGAGACAAAGGACGCCGAGCUAGAGGAGCUCCGUGAGACGACUUCCUUGUCGAGCAUCGAGGAUGGCGAACAGCGAGGCAAGGGCGGCGAGACAGGAGGGCUCCGGAGAGUUUCAAAACUCGUCGCGCCAAGGCGCUUGCGGUGCGGUGCCGCGCCCGAAGCGCUGCAGCGCGGCUGCGGGAGGCGUCAGUGCCGCGCAGCCAGACAAGAAGGUCGCUGGCUUUCCGACUCUGAGUGAAGCGGAAAUAGCCCGCGCUGUGAUGCUUGACUCGAGCUUGAGAGUGCCAGACUUGUUUCUUGUGCUCGGCUUCGGCCGUGGUGGCACAAGACGUAACACCAGC
Effrenium voratum is the source of this 641-nucleotide messenger RNA. The record is from the annotation of a GenBank genome assembly. Lineage: Eukaryota; Dinophyceae; Suessiales; Symbiodiniaceae.